AUGACCAAAAAAAAACAGUCCAUGGCCUUCACUUCCAAAACCUCUAGUGCCAAACACCAACAAUCUUCUGCUCAGCUCUUGUCUCAGCCACUGAAGGGUACCAAGCACAAGAAGAAGAGGUCCAUGAAGUGCAAGCACAAUGAAUUGGACAGUGAAAGCAAUGUGGUUGCAGCAGGCAGCAACAGAAACAAGCACAGAACCAAGAAACAAAGGUCGGAGUUAGAGGAAGAUGCACUGCAGGACGAAGAUGAGAAUGUGGUCCUCCUAAUGCACAUAGACAAGGCUAUGAAGAACUGGACCUUGUCAGUCUAUGAUCACUUUCACCUGCCUCCUGAAAUCAAGAGGGAUGCAGAGGAGGAUGUGAAGUAUGUCUUCACAUGCAAGAGGCACAGAAGUAUGCACACCCACAGUUGCAAGGACAAUAGCACCAGUAAUCUUAAAGGGCAUGCUGAAAAGUGUGACUUCCAAGCCCAGCAAGACAGAAGUGGUCCUUGGCAGCAGAAGAUUGGCGAGAUUGCAUCAAAGUAUAUGGGUGGUGAGUUCCGCUACUUGAUGGUGGAGUGGUUGAUGCAGUGCCACUGGCCCAACACCAUUAUUGAGGAUGUGCUAUUACAGAAGAUUUUUCAGUUGCUCAACCCUGUGGUGAACAUCCACUCAGAUAUCAUGGCAGGCCACAAUGUCAAGGAGAUAUAUGAAGUCUCCAAGGAGCAGCUGAAACGGAUGCUCAAGGCCAUCCUGUCCCAGUUCAAGGCAAAGCAUCAGCUGGGCUGCACCCUGAUCACAAUCGAGCAGUUGCUACAGGCAUGGUUACCUGACUAUUUGUAUAGCCAUAUCACUAGUGAAGCACUGCUGGGCAAAGGCCUUUUGUCACUUGCUGUUACCGAGCACAUCACCAAUGCUGAUGACCAAGCUGGAGGAGAGGAUUCUGAUGUGGAUGAGGUUGAGGAUGAUGAGGAUGAUGCAUUGGAUGCUGAUAAAACUGCCACUUUGGAGGACCUUUGCAAGGACCUGGAGGAUGAGAAGAACUGCAUGAUUGACAAGGAAUCUGACAAUUGCCCAGAGGUCAUCAAUCUGACAGUGGAUGAGGUCAAUCUGGGAGUGUCAGCACUGACCAAAAAUCUGCUGCAAGUAUGUCUUGAAAGCCUCUGCAAGAAGCAAGGCAUUUCUGUCCUCAAGAUGAUUUGCCACAUCAUCACACACUGGAACACAACUUUCAAUGUUAUCGAUAGAGGGGUUGCACUAUGCCCAGCCCUCAAUGCGCUAUGCAUGGAGCAUGAGCAUGAGCAUAACAAGGGCAAACCACCAUUGAAGCAAUUAAAACACUUUCUGCUGUCCGAUGAGGAAUGGGAGGUGCUCAUGCAGCUGCAGCUAAUUUUGGAGAUAUUUCUCAAGGCAACAGAGCAUAUCUCACGUUCAGCAGUUCCACUGUUGCAUGAGGUCAUACUGACCAUGGACAGCAUCACUAAGAAGCUCAAAAAAUACCUCAAGGAUGCCACUCUUUACCCGGCUGUGUGCGCAGAUGUUGCCCAUGGUCUGGCUAUCACUGACAAGUAUUACUCAAAGACUGAUGAAUCCAUCAUGUGA
Desarmillaria tabescens is the source of this 1584-nucleotide messenger RNA. RefSeq lists its product as uncharacterized. The transcript has 8 exons. Lineage: Eukaryota; Fungi; Basidiomycota; Agaricomycetes; Agaricales; Physalacriaceae. The coding region runs from base 1 to 1584 and encodes 527 amino acids. The record is from RefSeq and is a predicted model, not a curated record.